This is a messenger RNA of Diaporthe citri, 2169 nucleotides long. RefSeq lists its product as uncharacterized. The record is from RefSeq and is a predicted model, not a curated record. The coding region runs from base 1 to 2169 and encodes 722 amino acids. Lineage: Eukaryota; Fungi; Ascomycota; Sordariomycetes; Diaporthales; Diaporthaceae. The transcript is spliced from 3 exons.
AUGUCGAACCCAAAGAGCUCAAACCCCCGACCAAAGCGCAUCAUCGUAUGCUGUGAUGGCACAUGGCAGUCGGCCACCUCCGGCAAGAAGAACGUCCCUUCCAACGUGACCCGGCUAGCCCGGGAGCUGGACAGGGUAGGCACUGAUACCGACGGCAAAGAAUGGCAGCAGGUGGUUUGGUACGACUCGGGUGUGGGCACUACGUCCCUUCUGGGCAGGAACAGCGAAGGUGCCACGGGCUCCGGGCUCGAGAUCAAUGUCAUCGAGGCGUACACCUUCGUCGUCCUCAACUGGGUGGCGGGAGACAAGGUCUACUGUUUCGGCUUCUCCCGAGGCGCGUUCACAGCCCGUUCUAUUGCGGGUCUGAUUUCCGACAUUGGCAUUUGCGAACCACGGAUGCUGCAGCACUUUUCCGAAUUGUGGGGAUUGUACAAGGCCAACAAGGAAGACAGAUUCUAUGGCAGCGCAGCGUAUUGGGAGUUCAUUGACGGAAAGCUUGAGGAGCCAUUGCCCGAGACCCCUGGAUACAGAGGCUCCAACCUCAAGUGGAAGCAUAGACCCAAAGGCGACUGGGCAAGGACGUGCGAAUCGCGGGAGAUCGAAAUGGUCGGUGUGUACGACACCGUCAGAGCUCUGGGGAUGCCCUCGCUCCGUGGCGUACAGGUUGGAUCCUGGUUUGGUCUCGGCCCUGAGGCAUAUGAAUUCUAUAACGCCGGGCUAAACCGGAACAUCAAGCGGGCAUACCAUGCCCUUGCUUUAGACGAGCGCCGUGAAGCUUUUACUCCAACCCUGUUUCAUCUUUCUGAUGACUAUCCCUUCACGGGGAUUGACAAUGAACACGCUGCAUUCGAGGCCGCAUUCGACAGGUGGCACUCAGCGUCGACAGAUCGCAAGAUAUCUGUAGAAAAGAAGCGUCAAAUCAAACAGGAAUAUGAUGCAGCCCGGCAGACCGUCGAGAAACUAGAGGCCAAAGCGAUCGAGGAACAGAAGGAUACCGUUCAAAAGUGCAACAAUGACUGGCAACGAUCCAACCCCAAAAUUCCUCUAGGCGAUAGGGAGGCUGCCCAUCAAAAGUACAACAAUGCCCGGACGAAAUUAGUCCAGAUGGAGGAACAUCACAAGCCACCGCCCGAACUCUCACAGGUCUGGUUUCCAGGCGUUCACAUCAACGUCGGCGGAGGUUCAAGUGACACUCUUGACUACCAAGGAGAUAUGGAAGAGCUUGCCAAUAUUGCCUUUUGUUGGAUGCUCGAUCAAAUUCGACCCCAUCUCAACAUUAGCUCGACAGUGUACGAGCAAUAUUGCACAGAAAGGAACAUGCAUCUUUCUGACCUCAACAAGGAAGCCAAGCAGGAGAAGGAUAGGCUACAGAAAGAGAGUGAUGAGCGAAAGAACGAGAGCUACUGGAAAACUGGCUAUCGCUGGGCUCGUACUUCUGCUCAAAGUGUCGCUCACACUGCCGUCGAAAAUUACAACUCCUACGUUCGCCGCAUUGAAAGGGGAAAGCCCAAGAACCAAAGGUUUUUCAAAUUUGGCUGGGGGACGGGUACUGUCAUCGACAGUUACACGUGGACGUAUGUUGCCAAUGGAUACUUGGCCCGAUCUCCUCACGCCUAUGAUCAAAAUAAGAAACAGGCGACACGGGGACGUACUCACGAGUCUGUGCACCCCGUGGUCGGCUACCGCAUGUACAGCUCACGCAAGAAGUACAAGGAUGCGGUGAUUGCCGCUCGCAACGCCGAGGACCGAGACGAGAAAAAGAAGCUGGAGGAUAAAUGCAAAAUGCUCAAGGAACUGAUCUACAACCCCAUUGGCAUGAAAUCAGGAGAUCAACCAGUGGCCAUUCGACGUAGGAACGCAUCAGGGGAAUGGGUGUACGAGUUCCACGGCAACGGGAAGCCGCUGCCUGAGUGGAACUUGCGCCCCAGCCAAAUGUCUGAUGUUAUAUCCUACGAGGGAAUGACCUCGAUUCCAGAAGGCGACGCGGUUUGGUACGCUGUCAAAACGCCAUCGUACGAGCGGAGGGCCCUGCACGAGGACUCUGAAGCCGUGGCCUAUCUCCAGAAGCUUGACGAAAUCAAUGGGUACAAGAGUUCUUGGUCUGUCCCAGAUGUUGCCAACCCAGACCUCGACGCCUGGUUUACUCGGGGUGAGGUUUCAACGGCAUAG